AAGCAACAUCUAUGAUCUAUGAUUCCAAAACACGACUGCAGGGAAGGGAACUGUUUCUCCCGCCAGACUACAGAGAACGCUGUCGUAGUUUCAUCUGUGCGUGUGUCUGGAAGAGCGUAACACUGUCUCUCCCAAGUGAUCGUGAUUCUUUUUAUGAACGCAAAAUAAUUUAUAUCAGUCGCUAUUGGCCAAUUGAACCACCAGUGAUGUUAAGAACGCCCCAACGUCCGCCAACUGCUCCCGUCAUGUACUCGGGUGGUCUCACUCCCCACCAAGUGCAGACACUAGAGGCGGAGUUUGCCAAGAUGAAGACCCUUCACACCACAGACCUUGCGCUCCUAGCCGCUGAGAUGGCAGCCAAUGAGUCCGAUGUGCAGGCCUGGUAUCAUCAAAGAGUGGCAGCGUGGAGACGAGAACAAGGUCUUUCCGACUGUUUUGGUCAGAUUUAAGGACUAUUUAUUUAAAUACAUCAAGGGGAAAUAAUCUAUUUUACUCAGUGGUCUU
Messenger RNA from Macrosteles quadrilineatus (aster leafhopper), 504 nucleotides. RefSeq lists its product as uncharacterized. The transcript is spliced from 3 exons. Bases 12 to 449 code for a protein of 145 amino acids. Gene Ontology annotation, molecular function: DNA binding. NCBI's taxonomy places the organism in Eukaryota, Metazoa, Arthropoda, Insecta, Hemiptera, Cicadellidae. The record is from RefSeq and is a predicted model, not a curated record.